Molecule: messenger RNA, 1238 nt
Organism: Blepharisma stoltei
Lineage: Eukaryota; Ciliophora; Heterotrichea; Heterotrichida; Blepharismidae
Source: the annotation of a GenBank genome assembly
AUGUAUCAAAUGAAAAAUAGACUAAGCGAAGAACAAGCUGCACGAAUCAUACAAAGAGCUAUUAGAAAUAGAAAAAGCAGAAAUAAUCCAGCAACUUUACAAGAAAUGCGCCACGCUGAACUUGAAUUAUUGAAGCUUCGUCAUAGACAAAGGCUAGAAGCUAAAGAAAGAGAGUAUCUUUUCUUAUCAAAACUCCCUGCAGAAGCUGUAUUAAGACUUGCAUUAAAAAAGCAAGCAGAUGCUGCAGUUAUUAUUCAAGCGUUUUGAAGGGGAAGAAAAACAAGGAAACUUAUGGAAAGAGAAAGGCUAAUAACACAAACUGUUGUAACUCAACCUAAAUCAGCACCUAGAAAAUUCCAAGCUCCACCUGAUACAUUUUAUAAGCCAAUUGAUCCAGUAAGACAUGAAGCAUUAAUAAAACAAACAAAUUAGCUCAAUUUAGCUAACUUUCCAGUUGGGUCUCUAGUAGCAGUGUGGUGAGGUGUGUUUUUCUCAUUAUUUCCGCUACUCGAAUUCAUGUUGCCUCGAAGUCUUGCUCACUCGUUCUAAUUCCUGUAUAGCUCCAUUUGAAAACCCAGAAGUACAGAAUAUACUAGCGGCUUGGCGCAUUCCUGGCUUUAUCCGACUUUCCUACAGUGUCUGUUCAGCCUAAGUGUCCUGCCUUUUGUAUCAGCAGGGAAAAGGUAAAAACACAUACACAAUAUGAGCGAAGUAAAAUUCCUCAAAUUUUCUUCUCGGUGUCCACGUGUAAAAACUUAAUCCUAUUAUAAUAAAAGUUGGGUGAUGGAAAAUGAGUUCACGAAGUGAAUUACCUCUUCAUCCUAAGCCAUUUUAUUAUUUAAGCAAUAAUAAAACAAAUCAGACUUAAAGGAAGAGGAAAUUUAGAAAUAUAUAAAGAAGAAUAUUCAAAAUUCCUUGACAGACAAGUUGCAUGGGAUAAGCUAAGAAGCCAAAAGUAUAGUGACAGAAAUGAAGUAAAAUAUAUUAUAAAAUCGUUGGAGACAAUAAAAGCAUUAAAUGACCCUUUAAAAUAUACGAUACAAGAUGCAACACCUCAAGAAGUGUUUAUUGCAAAGGAAAUUCAUAAAAGAAAAAUCCCAGACCCAAAAAAGUGGUGGAAAGGGCUUGAAAAUGAUGAUGAGUGGGAUCUUCAGAUACUUGGAGGAAAUGUGCUGGACCAAAUACAAAAUUAUAAGAUGGAGAUGUAUAGAAACAGGAGAAUGGAGUUUGCUGAAUAA